UGCUCCUCUAGCAGUAUAUAAACCGCUCAUGGGGAUCCAGAGGCAGGACACUCAUUCUCAAUACUCAAAGAUGUACAAGUUCGCUAUCUGCCUUGCCCUUUUGGCGGCCGCCUCCGCCCGCCCCCAACAGAAGAGCGCCGAUGCGCCCGCCGCCAUCCUCAAAUACGACAACGAGGGAGUCAACUUCGACGGCUCUUACCAAUUUGGUUAUGAAACGGCCAACGGCAUCUCCGCCAGCGAGAACGGCUACAACAAGCCCAUCCAGAGCACUGACCCCGAGAACCAGAACGCGCAGGUCGCCGAAGGUCAAUACUCGUACACUGCCCCUGAUGGCCAGGUGAUCACCGUCAACUACGUGGCUGACGAAAACGGAUUCAGGCCCACUGGCAACCACCUUCCCACCCCUCCCCCCAUCCCCGCCGCCAUCCAGCGUGCCCUCGACUACCUCGCCACCCUUCCCCCUCAGGUGCAGAAGAAGUAAAAAAAUAAUUAUGUAAAAAUUGAUCAUCACCCAUCCAUGCACAAAUAAUGUACAUAAUAUGUAAAAAUCCUUGCUAAUUUUAUAAGCAAAGCAAUAAAAACCUGUAAAUCAGUCGAACCCUAAAAGCAAACUCGUC
Neocloeon triangulifer is the source of this 617-nucleotide messenger RNA. RefSeq names its product endocuticle structural glycoprotein ABD-4-like. Lineage: Eukaryota; Metazoa; Arthropoda; Insecta; Ephemeroptera; Baetidae. Gene Ontology annotation, cellular component: chitin-based extracellular matrix. Gene Ontology annotation, molecular function: structural constituent of chitin-based larval cuticle. The transcript is spliced from 3 exons. Bases 29 to 481 code for a protein of 150 amino acids. The record is from RefSeq and is a predicted model, not a curated record.